Molecule: messenger RNA, 2405 nt
Organism: Scophthalmus maximus (turbot)
Lineage: Eukaryota; Metazoa; Chordata; Actinopteri; Pleuronectiformes; Scophthalmidae
Gene: seh1l
Product: SEH1-like (S. cerevisiae)
Exons: 9
Coding region: 836-2083 (415 amino acids)
Biological process (GO): cellular response to amino acid starvation; positive regulation of TORC1 signaling
Cellular component (GO): Seh1-associated complex; nuclear pore outer ring
Molecular function (GO): protein binding; structural molecule activity
Source: RefSeq, a predicted model, not a curated record
GUGUUCAUCUCGACGUACCACACAAAACUAGUUCCGCUCACUCACUUACUGUUGUGUGGACGUUUUUGUUUCGUUUUAAAAUUACAUUAAUUCGCCCAUACCAACAAGGUACAGUAAGUAUUUGACUUGUUACAGCUAGCCAUUAGAAACCAACGAAAAUUAUUUUAAAAAUUAAAAAAUGUAUAAUUUUUAAAAAAAAAUUAUACAAUACAACAUUAGAAUAACAGUUACAUUGGCUUAAAAUACAAAAUAAAUGUCUCACACAUUUCCGUCCUCAUUCACGUCAUCUAUAAGUGUUUAAUUGUUAAAACGUCUUUUUAUAUCUUUUUUUUAUACAUAUAAGUGACCUGAAAACCGUGUUAUUGUUGGAAUGCUGAUUUUAAUCGUCUACGAUUUGUAUGUUUUUGUGAAAGCACUUCGUGAAGCUACUUCUGAAAGGUGCUAUAUGAAUAUACUUUUUAUAUUAUAAUGUGAUAGUCAGUAGAAUAUGCAGUGGACAUAUUCUACCAAACCUGGCAACCCAUAUAUCAAAUGUAACGCAACGAUGCUACUUUCUAACUAUUUUUUUUUAGCAUGGCAUGUGUGCAUUGUUUGUUCAUACGUGUUUUUUGUUCGGGUUUUAUUUGACACGUUUCUAAUCAAACGUUAUUAUAAAAAUAAAUCUUAAAAUACGAGCUCACAGUUGGUGUGAUGCGCCCCCUGGUGGUCAACAUCGGUGCAGACACUCGACUGCGAGGACCCGCCAAACACACACACACUCAAACAGACGCAUGACAGGCCCGCCGGAGGGCUAACUGGUCUAGCUAGUGUUAGCUAGCACCGUGCGGCUGUGAUCAUGUUCGUCGCGCGUAGCAUCGCGGCGGAUCACAAGGAUCUGAUCCACGACGUGUCUUAUGAUUUCCACGGCCGCAGAAUGGCGACGUGCUCCAGUGACCAGAGUGUCAAGGUUUGGGACAAAAGUGAAAAUGGAGAGUGGCACUGCACGGCCAGUUGGAAGACACACAGCGGGUCAGUGUGGAGGGUCACCUGGGCUCAUCCAGAAUUCGGGCAGGUUCUCGCUUCCUGCUCCUUCGACAGAACGGCGGCUGUCUGGGAGGAGAUUGUCGGGGAGUCCAACGACAAACAGAGAGGACUGAGCCACUGGAUAAAGAGAACCACACUAGUGGACAGUAGAACUUCAGUGACUGAUGUGAAGUUCGCCCCGAAACACAUGGGCCUGAUGUUGACCACCUGCUCUGCGGACGGAGUGGUGAGGAUCUACGAGGCCCCCGACGUGAUGAACCUGAGUCAGUGGUCCCUGCAGCACGAGAUCUCCUGCAAGCUCAGCUGCAGCUGCAUCUCUUGGAAUCCCUCCAGUUCUCGUGCCCACCCGCCAAUGUUUGCAGUGGGAAGCGACGACAGCAACGUAUCGUAUGGUGGAAAAGUUCAGAUCUAUGAAUACAAUGAAAAUACAAGGAAAUAUGCUAAAGCAGAGACACUGAUGACCGUCACCGAUGCAGUCCAUGACAUUGCAUUUGCUCCAAACUUGGGAAGAUCUUUCCACGUCCUUGCCAUCGCCACAAAAGAUGUCAGAAUCUUUAAGCUUGUUCCCAUGAGGAAGGAUAGCACCUCUACAGGACCCACGAAGUUUGAGGUGCAGAUUAUGGCUCAGUUUGACAACCACAACUCCCAGGUGUGGCGCGUGAGCUGGAACAUCACCAGCACCCUGCUGGCCUCCUCUGGGGACGAUGGCUGUGUGCGCCUCUGGAAAGCUAACUACAUGGACAACUGGAAGUGCACGGGCAUUCUGAAGGGAGACGGCAGCCCGCUCACCAGCUCCUCCGGUCAGCCCACAGCCAUGAGCACCGUGGUAGGCUCCUCCGUUCAGACCCCACCGAGUGCACUGAACGGGAUGGCUGCUGGAAGGUAUUUCUUUCCGCCCCUGGAUCCUCCCAGAGCAGGGACCGGGUAUGGUCACCUGCUGCCUCCCUCCUCCCUCAUAGAACACUGUGACGCUGAACCCAUUCAGCCUCAACAACAGGCUCUUCCCCACAGACUCUCCUCUAGAGCACUGCUGUCCUUACCAGAGACUGAAGGGCAGUAAUGUUGGCUUGUUUAAGCUUAGAGAAAAAAAAGAGGCAGGGAUGUGAUUGGGGGGAUGGUGAUGAGCCACAGAACUGCCAUUUAUUUCUAAUGAUGACAUUCAUUCAUUUUUUUUUUGUUAUAUAAUUUUUUGUUCUUUGUCUGUGCAGAAGUUAGAAACUGUAUGAAAACGAUUUUGUUAAAAUUGCAUCAUAUGGCCAGGACAGCCAUUUGAAAAGUCCAGUGUUUAUGCUAAUCUUUGAUUAAAAAACCAUUUUUUUCCUUUGUAUUCUAAUGCUAUUUAAAGCAUUGAAUGUACAAAUUAAAAAGCUCAUUGACUUGUA